Molecule: messenger RNA, 2823 nt
Organism: Naegleria gruberi
Lineage: Eukaryota; Heterolobosea; Eutetramitea; Acrasida; Naegleriidae
Exons: 2
Coding region: 1-2823 (940 amino acids)
Cellular component (GO): Golgi medial cisterna; membrane; Golgi trans cisterna
Source: RefSeq, a predicted model, not a curated record
AUGGGAUCAUCCGAUUCAAAGAUUGAAUUCAAGACUAUGUUCUCCAAGUUGGGAGAAAAUUACAUAAAGCACAAUGAACACAAUUUUUGGAAACAUCUAUUCAUCCAACCUUUGUCUAUUGAUGAUAUUUUCUCGAUUAUUACACCUGAUGAUAUUCGUUCUUUGAGAAUAUCACAACCUGCGAAUCUAGGAACGAUAAUAUAUAAGUGUAUUGAACAAUUAUACCUUUUUUCACAGCCAAAGAAUUACUCUGCUGAGAGUACUAGCGCCAAGAAUUCUCUUCACCUAUUAACAAGGAUUCUUCCUUUUGUUUUUGAACAUGAUAAUGAUGGAUUUGUUACUGAUUUGUUCUUUAAUAAUGUCUUACCUGGAUCUGCAGGUUUGCAAUCUGUAGUUGGUGGGGCCACAAAACCAAUCGAAACAAAGCAAGAAGAAACAAAACAACAGGAAACAACACCAGACACAACUACCACAACUCCAUCGGAAGAAAAUCCAACAGAACCAGCUUCAACUGCAACAACUGAACAAAUCGAACAAAUCAAACAAGGAAUUGAACAAUUGAAGGAAAAAGUUGAAGAAAAAUUAGAAGAACAACCAGAAGUAACAACAGAAGAAAAAUCAACAGAAUCUACUACUGAACCACCAAAGGAAACAGUAGAACCAAAGGUUGAAGAACCUGUCAAGGAAAAGGAACCUGAAGUUCCAAAGGAAACUCCAAAAGAAACACCAAAGGAAACACCAAAACCAGUUGUUGAAACAAGUUCUAAAAAGAAAAAGAAGAAUAAGAAAAAGAAUAAGAAGGGAGGAAAUGCAAAGGAAGAGGAAAAAGUAGUUGAGGAAGAAAAAACUGAAACACCAACAGAGGUUUCUAGUCAAGCUUCUACAACUGAAGAAUCAUCAACAACCACUGAAACAGUUGAAGAAACUCCAGAGGAACCAAAACAAGAAGAAACCAAGGAAGAACCAAAAGAGGAAGUUAAAGAAACAACUCCAGAGGAACCAAAACAAGAGGAAGUUAAAGAAGAAACAACUCAACAAGAAGCUACACCAGUUGAAGCUUCUCAAGAACCAGUUCAACAAGAAUCCACAUCAGUUGUUCAAACUACUCAAGAAUCAGCCAGCAAACUUCUUCCAAUUUUGAAAAUUGCUGACACUAAUCUUACAACCAGUCUUGCUGAAGUUAUGAUUCAAACUUUGAUGAGAUGUUUGUUCCUUCCUGAUUUUACUGUUCCAAUUAGUCAAUUGCACGAAGAACAAAUUUUGAUUAAGACUGAUACUUUGGAUGAAUCAGUUUUGUGGCAAACUGGUAUGGCCACACAUGGUAAGCCACUCCGUUCUGCAUCAUGGGAGCAAAUGGAAAAUAGAAAUGAUAUUUUGAGAUGUAUGCUCACCUGUUUCUCAAGUGUUUUAUACCAGGAUGCUGAAAUCUGCGCUGAAUAUGAUAACAAAUUCUUGAGUAUUGCUGUUUCUGACAAGAUUCCAAAUGCUCAUAAUUUACUCUACUCUUUGUUGAAUUUUGUGACAGCUUAUGAUCCAAGAGGUUCUCUUCCAUAUUCAUCCCAACUUUUCACUGAUUACUACACUCAAUAUAUCGAAACCUCUCUGCACAUGAUGUCAGUGUUGUUGCAACACAAGCCAAAGAAUCAAACUAAUAUUUAUCAUCAAAUUUUACAACAUCAAUUCAACAAUACUGUAGAUAUGACUCAUUUAUAUUCCAAGCUUACACUUCUCUUGAGAAAUGUUGUUGAUUCUCAUUAUACAUAUUUACCAAGUUCUCAAAAAUUGAUUGAAUUCUAUGAGGAAGUUUUGUUGCUCUUCUGGUUGAUUCUUGGAGAAGCUCCAGUUUUCAGAAUCUUUGCUUGUAAGGAAUUGAAUAUUACUGAUCUUUUGGUUCCUUUGCUUUUCAUCAUCCAACUUCAUAGUAAGCAAAUUACCAAAUUCCCUAUUGUUCAAUUAGCCUCAUUCACUGUUUUAUUAUUGAGUGGUAACAGAGAAUUCGGUGUUGCCCUCAAUCAACCAUACAAGAUCACAGCUCCAUUAGAUGUUCCUGCAUUCGAAGGUAACUAUGCUGAUUUGUUGAUCUUGUUCUUUAACAAGGUCAUGGUUACUGAUAAGGGAGCCAUUCGUGGAUUGUACGAUUGUAUGCUCACCAUCAUUGCCAACAUUUCUCCUUAUACCAAAUCCUUAACCAUGCUUUCAAGUGUUAAACUUUUGAACUUAUUCGAAGCAUUUGCCUCUCCAAGAUUCCUUUACAGUAGUGAAAGAAAUCAUCAAUUUGUAGCCCUAUUAUUAGAAGUUUUUAACAAUAUCAUUCAAUACCAAUAUGAAGGAAAUGUGCAUGUUAUUUAUUCAAUUCUUAGAAGAGGUAAACUCUUCCAAGAUCUUGAAAAGGAUCCAGAAUUGGAACCAAUUAGAACAGCUAUUUUAAAGAGACAUGAACAGAAGAUUGCUGAAAAUCAAAAUCAACCAUUACCUGAACCUUUCCUACCAACACAUGAAUGGGUUCAAUCAUGGAGACCAAGACUUCCAAUUUAUACUAUCAUUACACUUAUUAAUACUCUUUCACCUGAUAUUGAAAGAAUUUGUUCUAAGGAAUAUGCUACUGAGGAAGAUGUUAUUGUAUAUUUGAAGAAUACUACUUUGGUUGGUUUAUUACCUGUUCCUCACACAAUUAUCAUUAGAACUUUCCAAGGAAAUCCAAAGAUUGAUACAUUUAUUAUUACUUUUGUUUGGGGAUGUGUUUAUGUCAAGAUGUCAACACGUGUUCCUUGGGUUGAUUCCAAGCAAAUCAGACUUUUCACAAUUUUAAACCAAAAAGUGUAA